This is a messenger RNA of Mesoplodon densirostris (Blainville's beaked whale), 360 nucleotides long. Its product is annotated as WAP four-disulfide core domain protein 6-like. Gene Ontology annotation, biological process: negative regulation of peptidase activity. Lineage: Eukaryota; Metazoa; Chordata; Mammalia; Artiodactyla; Ziphiidae. The coding region runs from base 1 to 360 and encodes 119 amino acids. The record is from RefSeq and is a predicted model, not a curated record. Gene Ontology annotation, molecular function: peptidase inhibitor activity. The transcript is spliced from 4 exons. Gene Ontology annotation, cellular component: extracellular region.
AUGAAUGAUUAUACUGAGAGAUGCCCCAGAAUCCAAGAUAACUGUGAAUUCAAAGAAAGGGAUGAAUGUUCGAAGGACAAAAUAUGUCCAAGGCAUGAGAAGUGUUGCUUCUUCAGCUGCGGAAGAAAAUGCUUCAACCUCCAACAGGUCUCCCUGCAGACAUAUGCAGUAUGCUCAAAGAACCUGGCCCCUGCCUGGCUUUUUUCCGUCGUUGGUGGUAUGAUAAGACAAAUAAUACCUGCUCCAGCUUCAUCUAUGGCAGCUGCAAAGGAAACAAUAACAACUUCCAAUCCCAAGCCAUAUGCCAGAGCACCUGCCCCCCAAAAAGUGUUCCAGGGCCUUAGCUCUUCCCCAGACUGA